CUGAUGAAGCUCCGAAUCAACCAGGAGCUAAACAGGGUGUAGGUUUGGUCUCAUUUUAACACAGACACAAAACCGUCCACCAGCUACACCACCACCUCGUAUGACUGACUCGUUGCAUCCAUGUACCUGAGACGCUUUAUCUAGGGUCCGGCUCCUUCACUUUUCUCCUAAAGAUGAAACUAAAUUGUGUUAUUCUUUCACAUCCUGAGAUACAAGUUUUCCUCACAGUGAUGGUGAGGAGAAAACUCCGUCCAAAACAGAAGUUCUCAGCGCACCACCUAUAUGUUCAGCGGACCACCUAUAUGUUCAUGUUUUAAAUUGGUUUUCCCCACAUGGUGAGAAACCAGCUGAGGAAAAACUUUAUUAUUGAGGUCUCUGUACACGUGAAGCUCGAGACUCUUGUGAUCAUACUUAGCAGAAUGCUAAGCUAUUAGCCACAUACAGCAAAGAUAGUUUGUUGAUAGGUGUUAUGGUCGCUGACCGGGGCUUUCCCCAUGUGAGAGAGCUCUUUCUCCUCUUGUGUUCCAAGUCUGCCUCACAAGCUGCAGCUGAGAUGUGGUGCAGCUCGUCAGCCACUGCAUCAAGACUGCUGCCUUAAAACGCCACGCCCCUUUUUCCUUUGCUUUUCUCUGCGCGGUGGGCUGCAGUGUCUCGGGCAGCGGGCUGUAGCUGUGUGAAUUUAUGAAAAAUGGUGUGACCUUGGUUUUUCUUUUUUGUGAGUAAAUGUGUGCCUUUACUGAGAUAAUUGUGAACCACAGUGGAUUUCGGGCCUAAUUGGUUCAUUUGGUUAAUUGUGAAAUAGUUUUUUACUGACGUCAACUUUGUGGCAGUUAAUAGUUUUCUUUUCACUUUGUGUCACACCCCACCCCAGAUACAACCUUGCUUUUAAGUAGGGUGUAACAAUAGGCAUCAUUGGAAAAGGAAGCAGCUCACCUGUCCAGGAGAAGACGUUUAAUAAUUUGUUUCUUGACAAAAUUGAUGAUGCAUUGUUUUCCCAUAAUUACAUUGAAUAUUACACCACUCCUCUGAAACAUUAUACAGAACAAUUAUUUGCACUGCUCUCAUAAUUAAAUUAAGCUGUUAACACUAGGUUUACUAUCCUGCGCAAAUUUGCGUAACUUCCCUAAAGCCAACACCCCCUAGAAUUACUGGCUUUUUUAUUUUCUGGUGCAAGUCCCGAGGUGUUAAGCACCCCUGCUGAGAUUUUCACAGGUCGUCAGCUUGUUUCGCCUACAGCUUUUGUUGUGCAAACCAGUUGCUCAGAUCCAAGGCAGGCCAAGCCUCUGUGUUACAACUUUCAGAAAUGCCUGGUAGAAAUUCUUCAACUUACUCAUGAGAUUUUGACCACAUUUCUUGCGGAAGUCACAACUAUACUGAAUGCAUGACCGUUGUUGCCAGCUGCAAGAAAUGCUUGUCCAUUCACACAUUCAUCUGCAACCAAACCAGACAAAUUUGGGAUCAAGUUCUGGAUGGCCACGGAUUUGGACACCAAAUAUGUCUGCAGUGCAUCUCCUUACUUGGGAAUGGACCCCAGUCGUCAGAAGGGAGAGAGGCUGGCAGAGAACGUGGUCAUGAAACUGAUGGAGCCGUUUUUGGAUGAUGGGAGAAACGUCACAACGGACAAUUUCUUUACUUCACUGUCACACAGACUGCUGCAGCGCAAAACAACGUUACUGGGCACGGUGAAUAAAGUCCGGUGUGAACUUCCUCAACUUGCAAAAGAUACUGCAAAGCGAGAGGUAUUCUUCCACUUCAGUGCUUAGAAGUGGCAGUGUCUCCUUGACAAUUUAUGCACCUAAAAAAAACAAGACUGUGUGUGUUCUAAGUUCCAUGCACCAAGACGUGACGAUCGGUGACGGCAGAAAGAGGAAACCCAACACGAUAACAGACUAUAACCACAUGAAGUGUGGUGUAAACGUGUUGGACCAAAUGGCACGGAUGUAUUCCGUAAGAUCAGCAACACGCAGGUGGCCAGUAGCGGUUUUCUACAAUAUGCUGGACCUGGUGGCAGUGAAUGCCUACAUUUUGUACAAGGCAUGUACAGGGUGGACAGGCAAAAGAAGAUUGUUUCGGAGUCUUCUAGCUCAGCAACUUCGUUGCCGAUUCAUGCAGCACAAGGAAAUAGCACAGAGGCAGGCUGGUGUCUGCAGCCAGACACCAGGGGACGAUAGAGACAUUUUGGCUUCUUUUUUGGGGAGCUGUGGCGUCGUCCAUGUUUUCUACAGUCAAUGAUCGAACUACGGCUGAGAAGCAUGGAGAACGUGUACGUUACACUCUACAGUUGGUUUGCGGUUGCUAUGGAAAAUGUCCACAGCAUCGGCGUCAUUGGGGGCGAAAACUGUCUCAGAUCAACACAGCCCUGCCCUCCAGCACUAUCAGCAGCAGGAGCAGCAGAAAACCUCAACAGCAACAUCGUACCCAUCAGAUCCAGCAUGUGGAGCCAGUCAAUCCAAUAACAUGGACAAGUACGAAAAGGUGAAGAAAAUUGGGGAAGGUUCAUUCGGAAAGGCUAUCCUGGUCAAAUCCAAAGAUGAUGGACACCAAUAUGUCAUCAAGGAGAUAGGAGGCAUAUCUGGAAUGUCCAGCAAACAGAGGCAGGAAUCUCGAAAGGAAGUUGCUGUUCUUGCCAGCAUGAGUCAUCCAAACAUCGUCCAGUAUAAGGAAUCUUUUGAAGAGGGUGGCUGUCUGUACAUUGUGAUGGACUACUGCGAGGGUGGAGACCUAUCCAAAAAGAUCAAAUCUCAGAAAGGGGUACUGUUCUCAGAAGAGCAAAUCCUAGAUUGGUUUGUGCAGAUCUGCCUAGCGCUCAAGCAUGUACACGAUCGAAAAAUUCUCCACAGAGACAUAAAAUCACAGUGUGGUAUGUUGGAGCAGCGGUUUAUCGGCAGCUGAGAGGAAGAGGUUGGAUAAACUCAUCAGGAAGGCCAGCUCUGUUCUGGGAUGCACCCUGGACCCAGUGCAGGUGGUGGGAGACAGAAGGACUUUGGCCAAAAUAACAUCUCUGAUGGACAGAGUCUCCCACCCCAUGCAUGUAAAUGUUGCUGAACUGCAGAGCUGCUUCAGUGACAGACUGCUGCAUCCUAGAUGCAUGAAGGAGCGUUUCCGCCGGUCCUUCCUCCCUACAGCUGUCAGACUGUACAAUCAGAACUGCUCCCAACAAACACAGACGUCUACAUCAGCGCUGUAACAACUUCUACUGUUAUAACUUGCACAUUACUUUUCUCAGCUUAUAUAUACACUAACUUAUUGGAAGUUACAUGUCUACUUUUUAAUGCACAGGUACAAUAAACAAUCUGCACUUUUCUAAUUAUUCUAAAUAUUCUUAACUAUUUAAACAUCUUUCAGUAUCCUGCUCUGUUUGCACACUAUGUGUACGCUAAUUUAAACAACUGUACAGUACUCUGCUCUGGUAACUAUUGUCCAUGAUGUAAAUAUGUAAAAAAUUGUGCUUCUGUUCUGUGUCCUGCUCUGUUUGUAUAUGUGUGUUUUUGCUGCUGAUACAACCAAAUUUCCCCUUGUGGGACAAUUAAAGGAUUAUUCUAUUCUAUUCUAGAACAUCUUUUUGACAAAAGAUGGAACAGUUCAAGCUUGGAGACUUUGGAAUUGCAAGGGUGCUGAACAGCACUGUAGAACUGGCAAGUACAUGCACAGGAACAUCAUAUUACCUGCCACCAGAGAUCUGUGAAAAUAAACCAUACAAUAACAAAAGGUACUUGGACUUCUGGAAUAUCGUACAUUGGUUUCUAGUUGUCAAGCAAAUUCAAUAGUAAUCAAUAAGACAAGGUGUCUACCCACUGAAUCUUGAGUCUGCAGGAUUUAAAAACGAGGUUAAGAAAGCUUUGAAAGAAGACUUUUCGGAGUUUAAAGGUGAAGUUAUGCAAGAACUCCAGAAUCAAAAAACCAAUAUAGCAGAGGCACAAACCCGAAUAGCUGACAUGGAGUCGGCCUGCUUGGAGAUGAAAGAAACGCUGCUGGCGGUGGUGAAAGAAAACUCGCAGAUGCGGGACAAAGUUAUUGAUCUUGAGAGCCGCUCAAGAAGAAAUAAUAUGAGGAUUUAUGGGGUGCCGGAGGGAAAAGAAGGAAGAUCUAUCACUGAAUUUGUUAACGAGCUGUUUAAAUGCCACCUGAUCCUGCCAGAGGGACUCGAGCUCCGUAUCCAGCGGGCACAUAGAGCAUUGAUACUAAAGUCGCCUGCUGUCUCUUGCCCGAGAUCAAUAAUUGUUAACUUUCUGGAGUUUUAAGCUAAAGAAUUGGUCUUAAGGAAAUUAUGGCAACAGAAGAUUGAGAUUAAAGGCAAAAGACUUUACUUUGAUAACGACUACGCAACAGAUGUUAUGGAGAAGCGUAAGGCAUAUGGGCCCAUUAAAGCAGCUCUGAAGGAAAAGGGGAUUCGAUACCAGACACCCUAUACCAAGAUGCGGGUGUAUUGGGAAACCGGUCUGGUGAUUUACAACACAGCAGAGGAGGCAGCACGAGACCUGAAUCGACGUGGACUCAAGGUGAAAGUGACGACAAAAGCGAACCUCGUAGCGGCUGCAGAGGAGCGACUGAAUGCAGCGCUAUCAUGGAAACGUACUGUCACCACUUUAGGUAGUCCAGCUCAACGUGCGAGGGAGAAACUGUCAGAAUUCAGACGAGACACAGACCAACAGAACUACAAUGGAUGAAAGGAUAUAGGCUACGUUGCUGGGUGAACUUGAAUAUAAUUACUAAUUUCUUACUUUAAAGGAGAUUUACUUUUGUAUUGUAGAGUAUUUGCUUAAAUAUAUCAAUCUGCGUCAAAUGAAUUAUAGUGACUCACGACUUAAGUUUAAUAGGAUAGUAAAACCGAUGAGAGGGAGUGUUUUGUUUGUUGCAACCACCAAAUGUUGGACAAUUCUAGCAUUUGUGGGUUUAUUCUCACAGCUAGGGAGGGCCCCCACUAUAGUGAGGCAAAAACCCCUCCUCCCACCAACAGGGAUUAUAUAGGAUGGAUGAGUACAUCCUUUUUUUUUUUUUGAAGUCACAAUGUUUAGUGUAUAAUUGUUAUUUUUUGUUUUUGUUUUUUAUGUUUGGAGUUGGACCGCAA
Pelmatolapia mariae (spotted tilapia) is the source of this 5068-nucleotide messenger RNA. RefSeq names its product serine/threonine-protein kinase Nek1-like. Gene Ontology annotation, molecular function: ATP binding; protein kinase activity. Lineage: Eukaryota; Metazoa; Chordata; Actinopteri; Cichliformes; Cichlidae. The transcript has 9 exons. The record is from RefSeq and is a predicted model, not a curated record. The coding region runs from base 2305 to 2892 and encodes 195 amino acids. Gene Ontology annotation, biological process: protein phosphorylation.